Diospyros lotus (date-plum) is the source of this 2550-nucleotide messenger RNA. RefSeq names its product BRASSINOSTEROID INSENSITIVE 1-associated receptor kinase 1-like. Gene Ontology annotation, biological process: protein phosphorylation. The record is from RefSeq and is a predicted model, not a curated record. NCBI's taxonomy places the organism in Eukaryota, Viridiplantae, Streptophyta, Magnoliopsida, Ericales, Ebenaceae. The transcript is spliced from 11 exons. The coding region runs from base 338 to 2197 and encodes 619 amino acids. Gene Ontology annotation, molecular function: protein binding; protein kinase activity; ATP binding.
AGAAGAGGAAGCAGUUGAGCACAGAGCAGCUGGCUCUCCAGCGAGAACCUUUGACUCUCCCUCUCUCCCUCCUUUCUCUGCUCCAGAAUUUUCCCAGGAAAGUGACGGGAAAUCUCCACGGACCUAGCUCCAGCCCUGCACCGUCGUGUCAUAGCUCCUCCGGCCGACGGAACUUCCUUCCCCUCUUCCUGGGUCCGGCUAUCUGGCCGGAUUAGGGCUCGAUUUGGGUAGCUUUGCUUCGGCGACUUUGGUUUUUUGGUUGGUUCUUUCUUUUGUAGGUAAGUUUCGGUGAUGCCGGAGCUAGGUUUUUAGCUGGUCGGACCGGGAUUCUGGGGCGAUGGAUCGGGCGAUCUCGGCCUUGGGUUUUCUCUUCCUCAUUCUCGUUGUUUCUCGGUUCUUGCACGCCUCCGCCAAUGCCGAGGGUGAUGCCCUGAGCGCGCUGAAAGCAAACUUGGCUGAUCCAAACAAUGUCCUGCAAAGCUGGGAUGCUACUCUUGUCAAUCCCUGUACUUGGUUUCAUGUAACGUGCAACAGUGAGAACAGUGUUACAAGAGUCGAUCUUGGAAAUGCAAACUUAUCUGGUCAACUGGUUUCUCAACUUGGGCAGCUUCCAAAUCUACAGUAUUUGGAACUUUACAGUAACAACAUAAGUGGAAAAAUUCCUAACGAGUUAGGGGAUUUGACAAAUUUGGUGAGCUUGGAUCUUUACUUGAACAAAUUGAAUGGUCCCAUCCCCGAGACGUUGGGCAGCCUUCAGAAAUUGCGCUUCCUCCGGCUUAACAACAAUACUCUAACUGGACGAAUUCCUAUGUUGUUGACUACCAUUGGAACACUUCAAGUACUUGAUCUAUCAAGCAACCAGUUAACAGGCCCAAUCCCAGUAAAUGGAUCCUUUUCACUUUUCACUCCCAUCAGUUUUGGUAAUAAUAAGUUGGAUCCUCUUCCGGCUGCUCCACCUUCCACCCUUCCAUCAAACCCACCUUCUUCUCCAGUAGGAAAUAGUGCAACCGGAGCCAUUGCUGGAGGAGUUGCUGCUGGUGCUGCUCUGUUGUUUGCUGCCCCUGCAAUUGCACUUGCUUGGUGGCGAAGAAGGAAACCACAGGAUCAUUUCUUUGAUGUACCUGCUGAAGAGGAUCCAGAAGUUCACCUAGGACAGCUCAAGAGGUUUUCUCUUCGUGAGCUACAAGUUGCAACUGAUUAUUUUAGCAACAGAAAUAUUCUAGGAAGAGGUGGAUUUGGUAAGGUCUACAAAGGACGCUUAGCUGAUGGCUCUCUCGUUGCAGUAAAAAGACUAAAAGAGGAACGCACUCAGGGUGGUGAGCUACAGUUCCAAACAGAAGUAGAGAUGAUAAGUAUGGCUGUCCAUCGAAAUCUUCUACGUUUACGUGGAUUCUGCAUGACACCAACAGAAAGGUUGCUUGUCUAUCCCUUUAUGGUUAAUGGAAGUGUUGCAUCAUGCUUAAGAGAUCGACCUGAAUCACAACCCCCACUUGAUUGGCCGAUAAGGAGGCGGAUUGCAUUGGGAGCUGCAAGAGGCCUUGCGUAUUUGCAUGACCAUUGUGACCCAAAGAUAAUUCACCGUGAUGUCAAAGCUGCCAAUAUAUUGUUGGAUGAGGAGUUUGAAGCAGUUGUUGGAGACUUCGGUUUGGCUAAACUUAUGGAUUACAAGGACACUCAUGUUACCACUGCUGUACGUGGCACAAUUGGGCAUAUUGCCCCUGAGUACCUGUCUACUGGCAAGUCUUCAGAGAAAACUGAUGUUUUUGGCUACGGGGUCAUGCUUCUAGAGCUCAUUACCGGACAAAGAGCUUUUGAUCUUGCUCGACUUGCAAAUGACGAUGAUGUCAUGCUGCUCGAUUGGGUGAAAGGGCUUCUGAAAGAAAAGAAGUUGGAGACACUUGUGGACGCAGACCUGAAGGGUAAAUAUGUUAAUGAAGAGGUGGAGCAGUUAAUCCAGGUGGCCCUGCUCUGCACACAGAGCACUCCGAUGGAACGCCCCAAGAUGUCGGAAGUAGUGAGAAUGCUCGAAGGCGAUGGCUUGGCAGAGAGAUGGGAAGAAUGGCAGAAGGAGGAGAUGUUCCGUCAAGAGUUUAUCCAUACCCACCACCAAAACAAUGAUUGGAUAAUCGCCGAGACCAAUCGGCUUCCCGACUCCACACCGAACCUCCGCCCAGAGGAACUGUCUGGCCCCAGAUGAUAAUAUAGAUUGGAUAUGAUCUGGAAAUGAUUUUGUUGUUGGAUUACUACUGGGUGAACCCCCACCACCCCAACCCACUCUGUAUUCUAGUGUCUUCUUCCUUGUGCAUAUGAUCUUUGAUAUGUUUUGCUUUUCGGAUUCUUUUCUAGUUGCCCCUCUCUCUUGUUUGUGUCAAGUGUAAGAGUUUUGAUGAUGAUGCUGCUGCUGCCUACCAAAACGGUUUUAUGAAUUUUUAGGUGCAGGCUAAAGCCAUGGCUUGAUGAAAGGCCGUGGAAGCCACCACUGCACAUUAUUUUUAUGUAUCAGAAAGUAUAGAUGGAACAAUAAACACAUUCCUCUGUUUGUUCUCAAAA